Messenger RNA from Aspergillus oryzae RIB40, 957 nucleotides. RefSeq names its product bZIP transcription factor atfB (gene atfB). Bases 1 to 957 code for a protein of 318 amino acids. Gene Ontology annotation, biological process: regulation of transcription by RNA polymerase II. Gene Ontology annotation, molecular function: RNA polymerase II cis-regulatory region sequence-specific DNA binding; DNA-binding transcription factor activity, RNA polymerase II-specific. The transcript has a single exon. The record is from RefSeq and is a predicted model, not a curated record. Lineage: Eukaryota; Fungi; Ascomycota; Eurotiomycetes; Eurotiales; Aspergillaceae.
AUGUCGGUGGACCAAACCCUCUACAGCCGCACUCCAACAGCGAUGGCAGAUCCCACCUGUGCCGGCCCAGCUGCCUUCACCGCGGCGGGCGCUUUCUCACAGCCUGACCUGAUGGCUUUCUCGCUCCGAGAAGAAGAACCGAUCUGGGGCUUCGACACCAUCGCGCCGUCCAUGGCCUCAUGGCAAGGCAAGAUGGAGCAACAGACCUUUUGCAACCCCAACAUGGAGAGGGGCCUUAAAAACACUCACGUCCGCAAUGGACAACCAACACCGCCUCCCUUUGACGACAAGAAACUACAGACCCCCAUGGGGGAGAUGUACCCCGUGGCACAGUAUGCCUUCAACAGCUCACCGCCCGAGUAUGCACCCCCGAAACAUCGCAGCAGCCUUAGUGAACAAUCACAGACAGAUGGUUAUGGGGUCAGUACCCGACGUCGCAAAGCAUCAGCCAUCGACCAGUGUGAGCAACAGCAAGAGCGGGAGAAGCGGGAAAAAUUCCUGGAACGGAACCGGCUGGCGGCCAGCAAGUGUCGACAGAAAAAAAAGGAGCACACGAAGCUCCUAGAGACCCGGUUUCGCGAGGUAUCCAACAAGAAAGGAGAGCUCGAGUCCGAAAUCGAACACCUGCGCAGCGAAGUGCUCAACCUCAAGAACGAGAUGCUGCGGCAUGCGCAAUGUGGAGACGAGGCCAUCAAGAUCCACCUCGCCCAGAUGGUCCGGUUGAUCACCUCCAAGGACACCCCCAACCGCGAUCUGGUUUCUCCCAUGCGAUCCCCUGAACAGAUGGCGGCUUCCACUCCUCACGGGCUGUCAUUCGGAUUCGACGGUCCCAUGCAGCUGCCCUCGGAGAUGGGGUCACCGUUGGAUCAGCGACGAGACUCCGAGCAGUCCAUUAUGACCGAGUCGUCCUACACAUUCUCCACGGAUGACAGUUUUGAAGAGCUGAUUAAUGUUUAG